This is a messenger RNA of Bufo gargarizans (Asiatic toad), 3934 nucleotides long. It is a transcript of the gene TRIM59, whose product is annotated as tripartite motif containing 59. Gene Ontology annotation, cellular component: nucleoplasm; chromatin. The record is from RefSeq and is a predicted model, not a curated record. Lineage: Eukaryota; Metazoa; Chordata; Amphibia; Anura; Bufonidae. The transcript is spliced from 3 exons. Bases 210 to 1397 code for a protein of 395 amino acids. Gene Ontology annotation, biological process: positive regulation of DNA-templated transcription. Gene Ontology annotation, molecular function: zinc ion binding; ubiquitin-protein transferase activity.
GUUCUGUCACCCACACUGCACGGCAGAAAGACGCCGCGGCACCGAGUUCCUGCCGACUCAUUGUCUGGAUUCACCCUUUAAAGACUGGAGAACGACAGCUUUGUGGCCAGACAGGAAUAGAUCUAAGGUUUUCAACCCUUGCAGGCCCAGUCAUUUCCCAGCCUGUCGCUCUGCUGUGAAGUGUCACACAGAUAUUAUACUGUAAGGAAAUGGAACAUUUAGAAGAAGAAAUGACCUGCUCGGUCUGCUUGAGCGUGUAUGAUGAUCCUCGAAUUCUACAGUGCUCACAUUCGUUUUGCAGGAAGUGCCUUGAAAACUUAAUCAGGUCUUCAGAUGGCUAUUUAUGGAGAUUGUCAAUGGGGAGAUUGAAAUGUCCAGCCUGUAGAGGGACCACAGACGUUCUCUCAGGAGUUCACUCGCUACCUGUCAACUUUGCAUUGAAGGCCAUUGUGGAAAAAUAUAAAAGUAACCAUCAAACAAAAACCUGUGCUGAACAUAGUAGACAUCAGCUAAACAUGUUUUGUCUUAAAGACAGAAAACUGAUAUGUGGCCAGUGUCUUACGGUAGGACCACAUAAAGGUCACCCCGUAGAUGACCCAGAUGUUGCUUACACAAAAGAGCAGCAGACAGCUUCUAGAUUAUUCGCUGCCCUCAGUGAUAAGAACUUCACAGGUGUGUCCUCUGUAAUCCGGGCAUUAGAGGAGCAAAUGACCAACUGUAAAAACAUCGUUCUGGAGGACAAAAAGGAGGUGCUUGUGUUUUUUGACAAUUUGAUUGAAGUACUUGAGCAGAAAAAGCAAGAUUUUCUAUCCUCCCUCAAUGAUCUUAACCAACAAGUGGUUGAUGUUUUUGCUCCACAAAUAGAGGAGAUGAAGCAAAUACGAGAUGAAGAAUUAGAUCUAGCAUCUUUGUGCAGCUCAGCUCAGACAGAGGAAUCUCCACUGGUAUACCUAGAAACCAUUCAUGACAUACAACAAAGAAUGAUGGCUUUGAAGAAGCAGCAGCUGUUGCCCGUUCGGCCAGUUGAGAUCUACCCAAGGGUUGGCCAAAUAUUUAAGGAUAAAUGGCUAAAGUCAAAUACUGAGGAUGUUCCCCUGCUGCCUAUACCAAAGUUUGGCAUUAAUUUUCAGAAAAGGGAGCACCGAGCGAUUCAAAGCAGUCCUCAGUGUAAUUGGAUCCUAGUUGCUUUUCUCUUAUUUAUUAGUUUUAUAUCAUUAUUCAUUUACUUUAGCUCAGUAAUUCCAUCAGACUUCACUACUCGUUAUCAGACAUGUCUUUCUGAAAUCAUGGGACCAGCUCUUCAUUUUGGAGAGAGUCACGUAAAGACAGUUUCUCACAGGUUUUCUAGCUUAUAUCUUGACUUUAUUGCCCAUCUGCAUUCUUUACUUAAGCUUUGACUGGUAUACUGUAGAUUGUCUCUGGUACACAGCAUCACCCACAACCUCUCUGCCAGUACACAAAAGACAGACAGCUUUACAUCCAUAAACACAGGUGUAGUCAGGAUCCUUAUUACAUGGGAGCAUGGAUGAUGUAUACUGAAUCAUUACCCCCCCCCCCCCCCUCUAGAAGCUCCGUGUAAUUAGUUAUAGAGAUGAAUAUAUACAGAAAACUACUGACCAUAAUAUGGAUUAAAACUAGUACUGUAUACUGUACACAGAACCAUGACAAAGUGUACACAGGCUGAUACAUUGAGCAAUGAUCGAGAUAUUCAUUCAUUCCCGAUUUCAUUCCAUUUACAUGCAGCUCUCAUCACUGCUGUAUGGGGAUGAAACGUUACUGUGAUUGUUCAUCCCCCUAUGCCCGAUUUGUUCGGCAGAUUGCCUGCACAUUUACACCCACUCCUGUCUCGAGAACAGGACCCCGUUGUAUGCUGCCAGGAAUGAAGAGGUGGUCGUGCACACACAGCUCUCUUCAUUCACUAGUUUAGGACUUCUAAUGAUGAUAAUUAGCCUGAUCAACUGCCUGUGUGAAUGGGCCCUUAAGCUACACCUAAAGUUUUUGUGGUAAGAAUUUUUAUUUUUUAAUGAAAGUAAUCAAAACAUUAACAGGCGAUUUUUCAAGAGGUUUCCAAAAGAUUUUCAUGUUCCUCUAUGAAGAAAAAAAGUAUCUGUUUGCUAUUUUAACCCCUUAAGGAGACAGCCAUUUGUUUUAUCCUCCCCGCCUUCCAAGAGCCGUAACUUUUUUAAGUUUCCGUUCACAUAGCCAUAUGGGAUAUGAGGGAUUAUUUCCUUUUUUUUUUUUUUCCAGGAGAAGUUCUACUUUUCAAUGGCAUCGUUCAAUUUAUCAUGUCUUGUAUUGGAAAAAGGCAAAAAAUUCUAUGUUAGUUAAAAUUAAAAAGACAAAACAUAAUUAUGUCAUUUAGUUUUUACAGUGUUGAGUGUGCGCUAAAAAUAACAUCAUAACCAGUACGAUUACAGUGAUACCAAAGUUAUAUAUUUUAUGAUUUACUACGUUUACAUUUUUUUGCAUCACCAUAUUCUGAAAGCCAUAACUUUUUUAUUUUUCAUACACUGAGCUGUGUGAAGGCUCACUUUUUGCGGAACAAGCUUUAUUUAAUUUUUUGUACCAUUUUGGGGUACAUAUAACUUUUUUAAAUCACUUUUUAUUCUAUAUUUUUUUUUGGCGGGGGAGAGCCACAUGACCAAAAACCCCCCAACAAAUUGACCUUUUGUCUGUUAUGGCAUUGACCAUGUAUAAUAAAUAAUGUUUAGAUUUUAUUAGUUUGGAAAUUUUGGGAUGUGGCCAUACCAAUUAUGUUUUUGUUUUUUAUUGUUUAAUUUUAUGUAUAAAAUUGGGGACAUGUGAUUUGCAUUUGUAAUAUUUAUGUGUUUUUUUUAAAACUUUUUUUCACUGUACUUUUUAAACAAUCUUCUGAUUGCCUUUACCAUGAACUGCAAUAGAAAACUAUUGCAGUCUAUGGUAUUUUACAGGCUGCCUGUCAGGCCGUGUCUCGGGCACAACUUUAUAGGUAGCUCGCUAUGACAAGUCUGGGAGCUGUGAAUUCGCUGUGGGGGCUCUGAUAAGAGAGCCCCCUCCUGCUGUCUAACCGCACAGAUACCACAGUCGCUAUUGACAGUGACAUCUGAGGGGUUAAAUGACAGGGAUCAAAGUUAUCCCAGUCACUGCUGGUAGAUGUCUGCUUGCUGUAAUUUCAGCAGCAUCCACCACAUAUGGAGCCUGCUCGGUGUCAGGCUGCGCUAUGCAACUGCUUGACAUACAAGUACUGUACAUCAUAUUGCAUUAAAGGGGUUAAAAGUUUCUCAGAAAUCCCUGGACUUAGUGACUAAAAGAACCCCAGUGACUCACUUGGCUGCAGCAAUUUUGAAAAGAUUUUCAAGCUAAUCAAUGCAUUUCUAUGGCAAGUGAUUUCCGUGAUGUUAAUAAUCAUCACAAGUUGAUGUAGUGAGAGAAAAAGCUUAGGUGUAGCUGUAGCCUUAAAGGCCAUGUGUUAUCAGAAAAUGACCUAUUGUUUAAAUGAAGUUUUUUAUAUUAAAGAUAUUUUAAAUACUUUUUGGUGGUUAGUUUUAAUUUUCCAUGCCACUAUUUAUAUAUAUAAAAAAAUCCUAAAAUCCUGCUGUUUUCUCACUGGCCACUAAGCCUCAUAGUAGGCGCCAUUUUGUGGUCCAUACAGAUCACUAGUCAGCAGUCAUCUCAUUAUCAUCACAGGCAGGAUUACAAUUAUAGAUAGAUAGAUAGAUCCACCAUUCCCAAUAGGUGAUGCUCAUAGCUUAUCUACUCAUUCCUUGUACAGUAAACUCUCCUGGAGAAGUCAAUGAAUUCCUUCCAGUUUAUUGUCAUAACCAUGUUCAAUAGAUUACAAAAAUAAUAAAAAAUCAAUCCGAAAAGAAAAACAUUAGAAAAAAGGAUAUGUGCCACUAUCUGGUUUUAACUGCUGGAAAAAGGGAAUGUGUCAGCUAUAAUUUUCUCUGCCAGU